CGCUGUUGGCGGGCGAUGGCGCUGUGGGGCCGGGUGUCGGCGGUGGAGCGCUGGGCGGCCGGGCGGGAACGGGAGGCCCGGAGCCGGCAGCAGUGGGAGCGCACCAGCCGCUCCUUCGCGCAGGCCGCCGUGUGCUGCUCGCUGCAGGCCCGGUGGAGCGAGCCCCGCUCCACCCCGCGCAGGUACGGGCCGGGUGCGGGGGGCAGGCCGGGCCGGGCCGCGGGCGGUGUCGGCGGGCGCUCCGGUGACACGCGGGGCUGUGGUGGCAGCGCGGCGGCGGAGCUGCGGGACGCGGAGGAGGCGGCGGCGAGGCUGGAGCAGCGGCGGGCGCGGCUGAGGCGGCUGCUGGGAGAAGAGCAGGAGGCGCUGGCGGCGGAGCUGCGGCGGGGCCGCGGGGCCGAGCGCGCCGGGGCGCGGCAGCGGAGAGAGGAGCGGCGGAGGGAGGUCGCUGAGCAGCUGCUGUACGAGCACUGGAAGAAGAACAACGCGGAGCUCCGGGAGGUGGAGUCAGACCUGCACAAGAAACAUGUGGUAGAGGCUUGGGGGGAUCAGGUGCAGCAGAAAUCCAAGAGAGAAGCAACUGAGCUUGAAGAGAAAAAGCGUUAUGAAAACGAGUAUGAAACGGCGCGAAGGGAAGCGCUGGAAAGAAUGAGACGGGAGGAAGAGAAGCGGCGGCAGGAGGGGAAGAAGCAUGCAGAGAUGUUGCUGCAGCAAAUAGAAGAACUGAAGUUACAGGAGAGAGAGGCAACAAAGCUGAAAAGGGAACAAGAGAAUUUAUUAAAGCAGCAGUGGGAGCUGGAGAGCUUGGAAGAAGGAAGGAAACAAAUGGAAGAGCACAGGAAGAAGAGAGAGCUUGGUCGCUUUUUGAGGCAUCAGUGCAAUGCCCAGUUACAGAGACGAGCUCAGCAGAUACAAGAGGAGCUGGAGAUAGACAGGCAAAUCCUAUCAGCCCUCCUCGAGAAAGAAGAUGAGGAGCAGCGCCGCCAGUCAGCGCGACGGGAACGGGCUGUGGCAGAUGCUGCCUGGAUGAAACGUGUCAUUGAGGAGCAGCUCCAGUUAGAAAAAGAGAGGGAAGCAGAGCUGCAGACUAUUUUCAGAGAAGAAGCUAGAAAGAUGUGGGAGAAGAGGGAAGAAGAAUGGCAAAGAGAGAAGGCAGCCAGAGAUCGCCUGAUGAAUGAGGUCCUCGCAGGCAGACAGCGCCAGAUCCAGGAGAAGAUGGAGUUAAACAGACGAGCCCAAGAAGAGUCCAUAAGGUAUCGAGAGCAGCUGAUCAAAGAACUUGAAGAGGCCAAAGAGCUAACUCGUCGAGAGAAGGAGCAGGAGAAGGAACUGAAGACAGCACGGAGGCAGGAGCUGGAGGCGCAGCUGACAGAACGGCGCUUGCAAGAGCAGGAGGAGCAACAGCACCAGAGAGAGGAGGAAGAGGAGGAGAGAUCAGCCCAGCAGCGCUGCCAGGAACUGGUGCAGCAGGAGGCCAAGCGCAUGGCAGAGCAGGGCUAUCGCCCCAGGCUCUACAGUUACCCCAAAACAGCGUGGACCUGAGGAUUCUUGUCCUUUGCACCUGAGGAACGGGCACCAAAUGUGGCUGCAAACUACAGAAAGAAAACUUGGAAGAAUCAAGGAACUCCUGAAACUGUGGGGGUUUUGGAAUAGCCUACAGUGACAGUGAGACUCAAGUUAGGGGAUUUCUGAAACUGUUUAGCCGUGGCCUUGCUAAAGAGCCAAUUUCGACUGGCAUUGAGAAGGUGGAGGUGUGAGCAUCCUCAGGACUGAACUGCUUCAGGAGCUAUGACCAUGUAUUUCAGCAGGUGCUACACUGGGGCAACACAGCAAAUAAAGAGGCCCUCUGGAUCUGAAGAGUGAAAGGAUCCAGCCUUCCCAUAGGAUGGGAACUGCAAAUCACUGUUUGGAGUCAGCUCAUAAUGUGUGCUGCAGAUCAGCAAGAUAGCCAGCGCUGCAGCUGUAAUCCAUAACAUGUUCCUCUCCAGAUGACACCAAGGACUCCAUUAAAUGUUGGUUUUCACUUCUUUCACAAUAACUUCAACCUGAACAAACUGCUUGUUUCUUUACAUGAGCCAACUCCUGCAACAGUAGGAGAGGGUUUAGUUGAUUAUUGCACUCGAUUCCUUCCUUUUAUCAUUGGUGACUGUGCUUGAAAUUGGUCCUUCAGCUGGUGUGGCCUGGUCAGGUCCUGUCCAGUGCAUGAGGAGCUGUAGAGGGCCCUGUCACAGACAAGCAUCAUCACAGCCCUGCAGGCGCAACUCUGCUGGAGACACCUUUUCCAAGAUCUUGUUACAGAGCCAUCAGUCAAAUAACCCCAAAUAAACACUGAAAGAGUUUUAACUUUUUAUAGUAAUGCUGUAAACAAAAGAUUAAGUCAAAAUAUUGUACAGACGAAUGACACUGAUAAAUACAAGGUUUGGAAAAAAGGCAAA
Molecule: messenger RNA, 2435 nt
Organism: Neopsephotus bourkii (Bourke's parrot)
Lineage: Eukaryota; Metazoa; Chordata; Aves; Psittaciformes; Psittacidae
Gene: TCHP
Product: trichoplein keratin filament binding
Exons: 11
Coding region: 16-1542 (508 amino acids)
Biological process (GO): apoptotic process
Cellular component (GO): keratin filament
Source: RefSeq, a predicted model, not a curated record